This is a messenger RNA of Polypterus senegalus (gray bichir), 920 nucleotides long. RefSeq names its product claudin i (gene cldni). NCBI's taxonomy places the organism in Eukaryota, Metazoa, Chordata, Cladistia, Polypteriformes, Polypteridae. The record is from RefSeq and is a predicted model, not a curated record. The coding region runs from base 138 to 779 and encodes 213 amino acids. The transcript has 2 exons. Gene Ontology annotation, molecular function: structural molecule activity. Gene Ontology annotation, cellular component: bicellular tight junction; plasma membrane. Gene Ontology annotation, biological process: cell adhesion; bicellular tight junction assembly.
GUUUCAGGGUGUCACGGCCAGCUUUUGUGUUUUUUUUGUUCGGAGGAGCAGUCACCGCUGCAGAAGCCCCCCAGAGGACUCCCUCGCUUUCCUGGAAUUUUGUUAUCUAAAGGCUCCUCUCUGUUGAGUUCCAGAAGAUGCCUUCGACUGGCAUUCAGCUAAUGGGAAUGGCUCUGGCCAUAGUGGGCUGGAUCGCGGCCAUCAUCUCCUGCGCCCUCCCAAUGUGGCGGGUCACCGCGUUCAUCGGCAGUAACAUCGUUACAGCGCAGACCAUCUGGGAGGGCUUGUGGAUGAACUGCAUCGUCCAGAGCACCGGGCAGAUGCAAUGCAAGGUCUACGACUCCAUGCUGGCCUUGAGUCAGGAUCUGCAGGCAGCUCGGGCGCUCACGGUCAUCUCUGUUCUGGUCACCAUCCUCGCCAUCUUCGCCGGCAUCGUGGGGGGCAAGUGCACCAACUGCGUGGAGGACGAAACCGUCAAGGCGCGCAUCAGCCUGGUGUCGGGCGUGAUCUUCAUCAUUGCUGGUAUCCUCUUCCUCAUUCCAGUCUGCUGGUCGGCCAACACCAUCAUCCGUGACUUUUACAACCCACUGGUGACCGAAGCACAGAAACGCGAGCUGGGGGCGGCACUCUACAUCGGCUGGGCUGCUGCGGCUCUGCUGGUACUCGGUGGGGGUCUGCUCUGCUGUUCCUGCCCUGCCAAACGGGAGCAAUACUCCGCCCGGUACACCGCAGCAGCUUCCCAUCCGCGUUCGGAAUACCCGAACAAGAACUACGUCUGAGGUCUGAAACUUGGGACUGAGAGGCGUCGUUUUAACUGCUGGGCGCGAAGGCGCGGCGCUGCUGGACAUUUUAAAUUCUUUACCCAGAAUUUGGGAUUGUAUUUUUAUACUGUUAAUAAAAUUUGUUUUCUUUUUCUGAUA